Messenger RNA from Eupeodes corollae, 3570 nucleotides. RefSeq lists its product as uncharacterized. The record is from RefSeq and is a predicted model, not a curated record. The transcript is spliced from 6 exons. The coding region runs from base 1165 to 2865 and encodes 566 amino acids. NCBI's taxonomy places the organism in Eukaryota, Metazoa, Arthropoda, Insecta, Diptera, Syrphidae.
CCGGUGUGGUUGGUGCGCGCCGCGUCAAAUCUAUUCGCCGCAUAUACAAAACUAUAUCGAAGGCGAACCACGGCAAAAACAGCGCACAGCUCGGUACACCGUACACCAAUUCGUACACAAGGUUCGAGAUACACAAAAUAAUAAAAUUAAAAUAAAAAAAAUAUUUAUAAAUUAUUUUAUUUACUUUAUAAAUUUCUUCGUCGUCGUUCGGUCACCGUCACGUUGAUUUUAAGUGCAAUUUAAUUUUCAUAUUAUCAUAAUUUUAAAAGAAACAAAAAGAUACAAAAUUCGUUUAAGAUGAUAUUUUGCUCUUGUCAAAUGUAACAAUUGCAUUUUGAGUUUCCUAGCUUCAUAUACCAAAGUUAACUAUCUGACACCUUGUCUGAGAUCGACGUUCGCCGUUGCCGUCGUUGUACGUCGUCUUCGUCUCCGUCUCCGUCAUCGUCGUCGUUAUUCGUUUAUUUGUGCAAAUAGAUUUUUUACUUGCUAACUUACCCGUACCCAUCAGGUAGGUAGGUACUUCCUACCUGCAACAACUACUGUGCGCUUCCCCUUAUAUAUUUUUUGUUGUUGUUGUAUAAUUAUAAUUAUAGUUAUUUUGUUUAAUGUGAUAGCGAUAGGUAAUAGAGACGGUUCCGGUAGCAGGCAAUUACCUUAGCACCGUUAGAUGCAAUUCGUUAUUCGAAAAAGUGCUUAAUUCGAUUAAAAGAUACGAAAAAAAGGAAAAUCAAUAAGAGUGUAUACAAAGUCAGUUUUUGAAAGAAAAUAUAUUUUUUCCUUCGCUCGUCUGUCGGAUUGCAUUGCUAUUUCAUUGCUUCGGAUUUGGAUACCAAGGUUUUCUUCAUUUCUUUUAAUACCUACCUUUAACUGAGUUAUAAGUGUUGUUUUGUUAUAUAUUUGCAUGGGCAUCUUUUCUUAGGUUGCCUGCAAUUUGCAAACCGUAGAUACAGCUGACAGUUUUUCAGAUGCAAAAGUGAUUCAAAAUCUUUAAGUCUGAACCCACAAUAAUAAUUUGUGAAUUAUUAUAAUUUUGUUUUAAGUUAAGUUUAAAAAAAAAAUCGUACUCUCGAAUAUUGUGGAAAUUCAAUCUUUGUGGAAUUUCGAUACCAACCACCGACCGACCACAGGAGUGGUAGAAGCAGAAGAAGGAGUGUUUUGUUCGCUAUGCUCUCUUAUAUGCUACCAGUAGAAGAGAAGCCAUCAGAGACGACAACAACAACGCCGCCGACGACAACCGCUAUGACAGUGUCGCCCCCUUCUUUGCAAGUCGAUGCUGUUGGUGCAAUACAUCAAGGCCUCCAAGUCCAAAAGACACCUGUUUCAAUUGUUAAAGGAUCAACCGCACCCACCAGCCAACGUCAAUUACAACAACAACUCCAACAACAACAAUAUCCAUCACAAACAAUGAUGAAUGUAGGCGGUCGAAAUUUAAAUUUAAACUUAAAUCUUAGCAAUAAACUAAAUCAAAGCGGUAAUACGCUUCUAUCUGCGAUAAUUGAAAAGAACACCACCACCAGCACAUCAUCAGCAGCAUCACAAAUGAUGAACAACAGUAACAGCAGCAUUGCCAGCGAUGACAAUGACGAUGAUGGAUGCCACAGCUUUGACAAUUGUGAUGAGAACACAAAACUACUCGAUGCAAGCGAAAAGAUUUGUGCAAAUGGAAAAACUUUAGCCUGCGUUACAGCCGCUGUUGCUUCCGCUGCAAAUGCCGCCGACACGUCAGCCAUUUGUCUGCAUGGUAGUAACCACAAUGGCAGCAACAAUAAGACGGCGAUAAGAAGUUGUAAUAGUAACGGGAAUAAUAAUAAUAAUAGUAGUAUUAGCAGCAGUUUGAAGGGGGGCGGCAAUAGUAGCAGUUGUCAUGAUUGUAUUGAAGAGGAAGAGAUUGGAGAUACUUGUGAUGAGGAUACAGAGACUGGCGGUACAACAAGUGACGGUGAUAGACGUAAGCAACUCAAGAAAGUCAAACUUAGCAAGAUAGGUGCCACCAAGAGUGUCACGUUGAAAAGAGUUUCAUUUGGCUCAUCAAAAGGUUCCAUGGUAGAAACAUUAGUUUUUGAGACUCCAACUCCCCUCCCAGAACAUGCCGAACGUGAGUUUGGAUUUUCAAUUGAAAAUUCAAUCAACACGGGCGCGCAUUCGAUAUGUAAUAAUAACAUAAAUUCAGCUUGUAGUAGAAUAAACUCAUCAUUAGAUGACAGUGGAAUUGAACUGCAAGAAGAGUUAGAACGUUCCAAAGUCCGUGUUUCAAUUUACCAAAGUAAUCAACCCCAACAAGUUAGUCCGCCCGAAAGCUAUUCCCAUUUCAAGGAUAAUAGUUACCUUCUUAUAUCAGAUACAUUUAGCACCGAGCCAAGUGAUUUUGAAAACGACAUCAUGACAGCUGUAACGGCAACACCUACAUCUUACGAUAGACAACAAAGUACCGAUUCUGGUUGGGAUAAUCCAUUCAGACCUGGUGGUGAUUUAUCGAGAGAAGCUGAUGAAAUUGUAAAUAUGAUAAAAGGUGGUAAACCAAUUACACCAACCAGUGAUAUUAACCAUGCAAUUUCAAAUGGAAGUGCACAAAAAGAAAGCCAUUCAAUUGAAAAUGGAACGGCUGUAGUAGAUGGAGCGACAAAAAUACAGGUUGCGCAAUCGCAGUCAGCAGCACAAAAUGGUACACAUUCACCACAAUUACGGCCAGCGACGACGACAACAACCGCAACAUCAGCAUCACCAGCAAACGGUGUGUCCGACACAAAUGGAAGCACCACUCAGACCCAAGUGUCGAACAAGGUGGUUCCAGGUCCGACUUCAGCUAGUCACGUAGUUAUUGACGACAAAAAGAACAAAAAAAAGGGCUGCUGUGUUAUUCAAUAGACGAGAAUAAUAAUUUAUUAUUCAAUCAAAAUUAUUUAAACAAAUACAAACAAAAAAAUUAAAAUACAAAAAAAAACAUAAACAAAAAGAUUUAACAAAAAAAAAAGCAGUUAAUUGUGUAACACGUAGACAUUGUAAUAUAUAAAGAUGACAUUUAUUUUUCGCUUAAUUUGCUUCUUUAUUUUGUAUAUUUUAUAUAUUUAUCCCUUGAAUAUAUAUUAAUUGUUUAUAUACAUACAUAAUAUAUAUAUAUAAUAAUAAUAAAAUAUAAUUUAUUUUUACUUUUGGAAUAAAAACAAAAUAUAUCUUAAAAAAAACAGCAUCUAGUUAGGAAAAAAGAAUAAAAUACAGAAAAAAAUUAUCAAAAGAAACGAAAAAAAAUUAAAUAAAAACACUAUAACAAAAACUAUUUAAAACCACAGAAUACUAUAUAAACAAAAAUAUUUAACAAAAUCAUCAACAACAAAAAACAAAACACUUAUAAAACACACCCACGACAAAGCAAAAAACAACAACAACAAAAUAAAAAUUUAAUUAUUUUAGGAGGAAUUUAAAAUGAGGCGUUAUAGUUAUUUAAUUAACUGGAUAAACACAACACUAUAUAUAUAAAUAUAUAUAUUUACUAUUAAUUUUAUUUGUAUAAAUAUUAAGAACCAAUUUUCCUCAUCUAUUGUGUUUAGACGACAAACAAAAACAAAAACAAAA